GUGAAAUGAAAUCUGUCCGCAACUUAGGCGUUAAUUUCACAAUUAUCUGUGGAAUUGCUGGCAUUUUUAAGUGUUAGCAACAUUAAAAGCGCUAAAAGGAAACUCAAAUGAAAUGGACAUGUCCCACACUUCGGUGGACAGGGAGAGGACGAAGUUCAGGCGACGAAUUCACUAUCGGGUUCAGUGAGUGGCUGUCAGUUUGGGAAAACGCAUGGGGGAAUCGUUUUCUCUUUUCUCCCUCAAAAUCCCACCAUUGUGGCCACGGAUGGUAGUUGUAGGCGCGAAAGGGGGCGCAAGAGUGAAGCUACGCUAUGGACUUUGGACAGUCGAUCCUCCAGAAGUACGGCUGGAGCGAGGGUCAGGGCUUGGGAAAGCACAAUUCGGGCAUCGCCAAGCCGUUGAAGGCGAAUCUCAAGUUCGACACGAGUGGCCUGGGCCAUGAUGGGGCCGCUGAGUACAAGGAUCAGUGGUGGGAGAAGGCAUACAACAGCGCAGCGUCCAACUUGGCCGUGCGGACGGACGGCGAGGCCGUGAAGAUGGAACUGCGCGACGGGCAGUCGGUGAAGAUCUCAACGACGGGCUUCGCCAGGCCCCGGGAUCCCAAGUCUUCCAAGUAUGGGAACUUCGUGCGCUGCGCCACUCUCACGUCCGAGGGUCGUGAGGACAGGAUCGAAGAGGAGACGGACACGAGCACGGAUUGCGCACCUCUAGCCAGGCCUCUCACGGACGAUGAGCUCUUCAGGGCGUGCGGCGGGCGCACGGCUCACAAGGGCGCUCGUCACGGUCUUACAUUGUCCGGGAAACUGGCCAGGUUGGCUGAACAGGACAACUUGCUGCUGCACAAAAUGGCAGGCGAGGAUCGAGACGCCACGGAGUCCGAGUGGCAGCGGAAGGUGAACAAGAAGAAGAAACGUCGCCCAAUCGCCGCUCCCACGCCGCAUGGCAGCCCGGAAGCGGUGGCUGAGGAGCAGGAUCUCGUGCAGCACAGCCUGGAGAUGAGUGAAGCGGCAGCGCUGCGCGAAAAGGAGGAUCUGGCGACGAGGCACAGCCUCACCGGCGUGAGCCCCAAGUCGCAUCGCAUCCAGCGGAAGCACAAGAAGAAGCGCAGUGAGCCGGACUUCCGGGAGCAUCUGCUGUCCGAGAUGCGCUCAGACGCCACCGAGGAGCGCCGGUCACGCAAGAAAGGCAAGAGGAGGCGCGAGGCGGACGUAGAGGCGAAUCUGGAGAGCAGCAACUCGGCGGACGCGUUCGCGGAUGAGGGCAGAGGUCACAAGCGCCUCCGUGCUGCAGAUGAGCAUGUGUUCGAGACCAGCACGGGCAUCCAGGUGGAGCUGGACGAUCCGGCCCCCUCGCGCCGCCAGGAGCGACGGUGUCCGACGAAGAAGAGCACCAAGCGGAACAUCCGGCAGAUUACGGACAGAUUCGCGAGGGCGCUCACGACCAGGGAGCCGAGCGACGACGAGGGCAUCGAUCCCUGAUCGUGGAAUUCAUUUAGGGAAAUGCGUUGUUUUCGAGCAACUCUUCUCAAUCCUCCUUCUCCCUCGUUUUCUUUCCGCCUUCUUUUGCGCCACAGCCAAAAGAAAGGAUCACAAGAACACUGUACAGAAUAUAGUUGGGAAGGGAAUUUUUUUUUUCGGAGAAACAUUUAAAUGAUAGCGAUAGAUGAAAUUUACACACAUAAGAGAGAAUUGUAAAAUGAAAGCCUAGAAAUAGCCAAAAUAAUUGUUUUUGCAAUUGAAGGUAAAUAUAAAAUAAAGAAUUUGAAAUAAA
Molecule: messenger RNA, 1770 nt
Organism: Phlebotomus argentipes
Lineage: Eukaryota; Metazoa; Arthropoda; Insecta; Diptera; Psychodidae
Product: G patch domain-containing protein 4
Exons: 3
Coding region: 312-1478 (388 amino acids)
Biological process (GO): regulation of ribosome biogenesis
Cellular component (GO): nucleolus
Molecular function (GO): nucleic acid binding
Source: RefSeq, a predicted model, not a curated record